Molecule: messenger RNA, 1146 nt
Organism: Blepharisma stoltei
Lineage: Eukaryota; Ciliophora; Heterotrichea; Heterotrichida; Blepharismidae
Source: the annotation of a GenBank genome assembly
AUGGGCUCGGGUGAUUCAAAACAAGGGCAUGUUCAAGGGAACAUGUUUAUCUCUCUUGAAAUAAAUAAUAUCAUAUCAGGAGGAAUUUUGCGUGGAAGCGUACAUAUUGCUUUAACCGAGCAGCUAGCUAACCCAGUACUCUACCUCAUUUUUAAAGGCAAUGAAGUAACUGAUUUCAAAAUUCAGCAUCGUAGUAAAAAUAGCACCUACUACACGAGACAUGUAGGCAAGCAACUACUCUGUUCUUUAAAAGCAGCAUUAUAUCAGUGACCAGACUUGGUAGCUUACCCUGGGAAUUUCAGUUUUCCUUUCGAAUUAAAAAUUUAUGAUAACCUACUUCCUAGUUUCCAUGCUUAUGCACACUGAGGCGGGUUUUGCCAAAUAAAUUACUCAAUUCGUGCUCAAUUGCAUGCCACAGACAGACAACCUCUUAAAUUUAAAGGACCAGUUUAUAUCUAUACGAAUUCAAUAACUUUACCUCAAGAAAUGUACCCACAAUCUAUUUCUAGAGAUUGUCCAGGCCAUGGCAGCGUAUUGUGUUGCUUUAAUAAAGAACAUGCAACAUCGAGAGUGUCCUUAGAAAGAGGGACAUUUGGAAAUCUUGAUUAUAUUGAUAUUAAUUUAGAAACAAAUUUAUCUGGGUUUUCAGCAAACAUAACCAGAGUAGAAAUAGAAGUUAAUAAAGUCCUUACAAUGACAGCAAACAAAAAAAAUUCAAGAAUAUGCACUCAAGUUGUCAAUAUGUUGAGAACUGAUCAAAGACCAGGGAUUAAAGCGCUUUCAGGAGCUCAGCGCUUUAACUUUAGGGUUCCUAUACCAUCAAUACUGAAAAGCGAGCAUUGCUAUACAAUGUCUGCACAACUGAUCAAAUGCUUUUUUGUACUCAAUGUUAAAUUGCAUACAGAAUUUUAUUGCUGCAAGUGCUAUGGAUUUGAUGAAGCAAAUCAAGGGAUUGUGAUUUUGCCAUUUCAGAUACAAGCUCCUAUGAUCCCGCCUCCAAUAGCUCCUGAGCAAUGGCAAGCUCAGCUUCUACCUCAAUCCUCUAUUAACCCGAAUUUACAAGAUUCGAAUAACCCAAAUCCAUUAAUUGUAAGAUCUUUCACAAAUCAGCCAGGACUUACAGACAAAGUUACUCCGCAGUCAUAG